AUGCCCGAAGACGCAAUUGGCGUUCUCAUCGCUGCGGCGAAGCGCCAAGGGACACAAAAUCGGGCGGGCUGGCCGCUGGUGAUGCUCGGAGAGCUGUCAUCCUCUUUGGUAGCAAACGGCAGCAAGGACAGCGCGGCGGCGGCGGCGGCGGCGGCAGCGGCAGAGCGCAUCGCGGGGGACAGCGCUCUGAUGGAGGUCGUGCGGCUCCAGCUGGCCGGCGACAGCGACACGUUUGGGGCAGCCCUGCGGCUGGUCAGGGUCCUGCAGGGCCACCUCACACGCCGCGCGUGGGAGGCCACCGUCGCCGUGCUCGGCGACGGGGCGUCCGUGCUGCUGGGCGGCGGCAGGGCGCGGCUGGACGACCCAACCCUGGCUGACCGGCUGUCAGCGCUGGCGGUGCACGUCGCGGCGUGCGGGGAGGAGCAGCGUACAGCCGUGGCGGCGGUGGUCGCCGAGCACGGCUUCAUUGGGCUGCUGCUCAGGUCGCUGACCCACCGAGAUCUUGCCACCAAGACCAAUGCCGCUGUCGUGCUCGUCGUGCUCUGCAGCUCCCCGGUCGCCUGCGCGGCCGUCUCCGCACACCCAGCGGCGCUCGCCGCCCUAGCCAAUCUGCUGCGCGAUGCCAGCGCCGCGGCCAGCGCCACGGGUAGCGAAGAUGCGCGCGAGCUCGCCGAUCCCGCGCACAACGCGCUGCAGGCGAUAUGCUUGCUGAUCGCGCACAGCGCCGCCGCAGGCGACGCGUUCGCCGCGAUGGCGCUGGCCCCGUCUGGCUCGGGCAUCCUGGCCGCGGUGGAACGGCAACUGUCUGCGCCCGUCGUGGCCGAGUCUGCCGGCCCAGGCGACCGUGACGACCUGCCAGUGCUGGCCGCCGCCGCCACCGCCCUUAACGCCACCACUUUCGCCGCGCGCCGCGGCGGUCGGCUCGCGGCGCUGCAGACGAGGCGUCCUUUCGUGCUCGGGGCCGCCCAGGCGCUGGUGCGGGUCGCGGGAGACCUUCGCGGCGACGAGCGCCCGCUUGACGGGGGCCCGCCGCCAGAGCAUGGUCAGAGGCUCACGUUAAAGGCGGCCGAGGCGCUCUUAGCCGCGCUGGACUGCCUCACGGACGGCACCGCAGACGACGGCGGCGCCGCCGCUGCGCUCGGGGCACUGCGUGAAUGCGGGCCCGAGGCGCUGCAGGCUUUUGGGGACGCGGCGGGGCGCGCGGGCGACGCCGUCAUGGCGGCGCGGCCAAGUAACGGCGCAGAGGCGGACAAGCAAACGCUGCAGCAUGACGAGGCAUUUGAAGCUGCCAUGCCUAUGCGCCUGGCGAGGCGAUUUGAGGAUCUCCGGCAGCAGCAGCAGCAGCAGCAGCGGCAGCAGCAGCAGCAGCAGCAGCAGCAGCAGCCACACCCGAGUCAGCAGCAACAGCAGCAGCACCAGCAACAUCAGCAGCAGCAACAGCGGCGGCAGCAGCUGCAGCAGCAGCUGCGACACCAGGAGCAGUCGCGGCAGAAAGAGGUAGAUCAACAUCAGCAUGAUCAGCAGCAGCAGCAGCAGCAGCAGAAGCAGCAGCACCAGCACAAGCAACACCAGCAGCAGCAACACCAGCAUCAGCAGCACUACCAGCAGCAGCAGCAGCAGCACCAGCAGCAGGACUCAGCCGCCAGCACUACCAGCAGCGGCCGCAGCAGUGGCGAGCGUGCAACAGGCGUUGGUCUCGCACCAGCGGAUCAAGUUGAUUAG
Messenger RNA from Monoraphidium neglectum, 1722 nucleotides. RefSeq lists its product as hypothetical. The transcript has 2 exons. Gene Ontology annotation, molecular function: ubiquitin protein ligase binding; ubiquitin-like ligase-substrate adaptor activity. The record is from RefSeq and is a predicted model, not a curated record. Bases 1 to 1722 code for a protein of 573 amino acids. Gene Ontology annotation, cellular component: nucleus; cullin-RING ubiquitin ligase complex. Gene Ontology annotation, biological process: protein ubiquitination; positive regulation of proteasomal ubiquitin-dependent protein catabolic process. NCBI's taxonomy places the organism in Eukaryota, Viridiplantae, Chlorophyta, Chlorophyceae, Sphaeropleales, Selenastraceae.